AUGGCACGAACUACUCGCGCCCAUCCAUCUCCCAGUGGAUUGAAAUCCCUCCCAACCCCCAAGAGAGAGUCGCGCAAGAAGGCGCAACCAGAAACCAAGACGAAAGUCACCAAGACGGCACGCCAAAAGAGUGUCGCUGCUUCCAAAUUAAAGAAAGCUGCCCCCAAACCUUCUCCUCCAACCGCAACGUCACAAUCCGACAACGACUCUGAUGCAGCAGCUGCUCCCGAGUCUCGUUCCACAUCACCACCAGUAGUUGGCCGUCCUAUGACACGAUCAUUGUCACGGUCGCUCUCUCCCUCAAAUCUAUUCGCUUCCGCCAGCACCAUGGUCAAGCGACGCAUCGCAGCCGUCAAGGCAGAUGUGAAGCCAGCAGCAAAGUCUCCAGGCAAGAAGUUGCAAAGCUUACUUCGCAACCACCGCUCAGAGGAGAACAAUAACUCAUCAGAGCUCAUCCCUUCAACCGAAACCAAUGCAGCUAUAGAAUCCAUCGUGGCCAUUGAAACCACCUCAUCGACCGAGCCCAGCGCAUCUGUCGAGUCCAUCAUAGUCAUUGAGUCCACCUCAUCGACCGAGCCUAGCGCAUCUGUCGAACCAACCUCAUCUACCGAGUCUACCGAGUCUACGGAACAAAUCGAAACCAGACCUCUCAAACGUUCUGCCGAGGCGCUCGAUGAGCGACCUACCAAGCGAGCUCGAGUCGUCGAACCAGUUGAAUACACUUCACCAAAACCAGAAACCGAAGUACCAUGCCUUCCCACCGUUGGCAAGGAUCUUUCUCCAGUUGGCGAGAUCAUUGUCGAUCAAAGUCCAUUCGUUGGAACUCCCAAGGACAAGACCGGGGCGGCCACUCCAAGUGCCAAACCUUACCAAGAGACAGGAAUUUGGGACACUGUCAAGAGUGUCAUCGCAUCCCCUUUCAGGUUUAUUGGUCGAAUCCAAACUCCUACCAAGCAAUCACCAGCACCAGAAUUCACCUUCACCCACCCACACAACAUUACCAACCCUCCAGAGGAGAUCGCUGAAGCCACACCUACGAGACCUCGACCUCGGCCAAAAGCACCGCGCGAUCGCUUAUUGCCAGUGCCACCAGGAGGAGUAAAACCCAAGCCCAUCAAAGUCCAUCGAUUCUCCGACUCCACUACCAAGUCACCAGAGAAGUCUCCAGCUAAGAGUCUCAAACCACCUCCAGUUGCCCUUCAGUAUAGAUUCAUGGAAGAGGUUACUGAGGAGCAAAGACAAAGAAGUUGGGAGGCUCAGCUUGCCAGAGAGGCAGCUGAGGCUGCCGAAGCCGAACUCGCAGCCGAAGCUGCUGAGGAGGCAGCGCACCCUCAAAUCAGUUUUGGAUCACCGGUUCGUAGCACUCGGAGACGAAAUCGCAACACAUUAGCAGUCACACCAGAUCUUUCAGUCAUUCACGAGUUGGAGGAGUCGACUCAAAGUGCGAGACAAAAGCAAAGAAAUGCUUUGGCUGCAACUGUCGAAGACGCCGAGGAUGUCGACAGUGCUAAUCCAAAGAACAUCUCACUUGAAGAAGCUGGCCAGCAAGUUGGUCAAAAGCGAAAGCGGGUUUAUACAGCCAUGAGCGCUCCAGGUACCUACUCGAUGCCUGACUUUGAUUCUGACAGCGACGACGAGAGCGAAGCUUCUGGUUACACCAAUGACGUUUCCAUGCUUUCAGCGCCACCUCUCGAUAGUCCAACUCGCAGCCCAGCAUACAAAUGGCAAUGCCGCCAGGUAACUACACCAUGGGGUCAACCAUACAAGGUUGAUGAUGCCAUCAACCCAUACGCACACAAAUUGCAAUAUGAAUAUACACCACCGGACGUCCCACUUUUCCUUAUGGAAAAGCCUUGUCCAAUGCCAGGAAAGAAUUACAGAGCCGCUCAACAACACCACGGUGAUUAUUGGAGACAAAUCUACGAAAUUCAGGUCGACAUGACUCCAGAGCAGCGAUACUGGGAUGAUUAUGAGCGCAAAAAUGGCUUUGGAUCCGUUUACAACUGGCUCAGCAUUCACCGUCUUUGCCAAGAUUCAAAUGGAAAUAUCCCAGCACAAGGACUUGGCCGAGACUACUACGAGAAGAUGCGAUUCACUGAGUUUCCUGAAACAAUCCCAGCAGGCGGUCAUGAGGUUCUCAACCCUCCAUCACCAACUCCUGUAGCAACAAGCCCAGGUCGCACAUUUAGAUGCCCAAGUCCUGGAAGCUCUGAUGAUUCCGAUUCCGAGUCUGACGCCGAGCCAGAGAACGAGCCAGAAUUACCAAAAGCAGCACCAGAGGCCCCUCGCCCUGUGCAUGCUGUCUUGCCAUCACCUCAAACACCAUUGACGCAACUUGCUGGAAAUAUCCAGAAGUAUGCUCCAUUCCAAUCAUCCAACCUCCGAUAUGUAAAGAAUUCUUCGCCUCUCCAAAUGGCUCACGCCGCAGAGCAGGCAUCUCCACUGUACAAAUAUUCCAAUCGUUUAGAGUUUUCCAGACUGCCUUUCGCAGACUUUCCUUCCGACGUUACCGCCUCAGCACGCAAAGCACUUUCUCCAGUUUUUGACGAUCUGGAUUUUUGA
Molecule: messenger RNA, 2562 nt
Organism: Glarea lozoyensis ATCC 20868
Lineage: Eukaryota; Fungi; Ascomycota; Leotiomycetes; Helotiales; Helotiaceae
Exons: 1
Coding region: 1-2562 (853 amino acids)
Source: RefSeq, a predicted model, not a curated record